AUGGACAAGAUGGUGAGCAAGAUCAAAAGUUUGGAGAAGAAGGUUUCUGGUUCUUCAAGCAAGAAGAAGAAGUCCAAGGCCCCCACUUCCCUAGGAGUAGUCACUCCUCACCACUCAAGGAGGCUCUCCCAAGAGCCUCACAGAGCCUCUUCUUUCGAGCCAAGGGAAGGAGAAGACAACACGCAGAGAAGGAGGAAGACUUCCAAGGCCAGACGCUCCAGCUCGACCACCGGACUCGAUCGAGUCCAAACAGAGGAAACUCAACUCGAUCGAGCUGAGGGUCGAGUUGACCUGGAGGAGCCCCUGUUUGAGAACCCUGGAUUCGAGUACGAUCAACGCAGUACCAGGACUUCUCCCAGACCAACUGGACCCCUACAACAGCUUCGAGCAAGCACAGCUCCACCAAGGCCAAGGGAGCCACACACUUUGAAGAUGAAGAAGAAGAAGAGAGGAGCAAGCUCGAUCGAGUGA
Molecule: messenger RNA, 471 nt
Organism: Microthlaspi erraticum
Lineage: Eukaryota; Viridiplantae; Streptophyta; Magnoliopsida; Brassicales; Brassicaceae
Source: the annotation of a GenBank genome assembly